Messenger RNA from Vespa crabro (European hornet), 2932 nucleotides. RefSeq names its product proton-coupled amino acid transporter 2-like. Gene Ontology annotation, cellular component: vacuolar membrane. Gene Ontology annotation, molecular function: amino acid transmembrane transporter activity. NCBI's taxonomy places the organism in Eukaryota, Metazoa, Arthropoda, Insecta, Hymenoptera, Vespidae. The record is from RefSeq and is a predicted model, not a curated record. The transcript is spliced from 11 exons. Gene Ontology annotation, biological process: amino acid transmembrane transport. The coding region runs from base 156 to 1622 and encodes 488 amino acids.
GCUGUGCAUUACUACUUUGGUUCAGUCGCACGGAAGCAUUCGAACGUGUGGUACGUGUUUACGAGCGAACGACCGACAAUAUCUUUCCGAUAUCCAUGGGUUACCGGUUAUUAUAUUAUUCAUUGAGCAAAUUGUUGGAUUGAGUAUUAACGAAGAUGGAAUUACACAGCAAUCCGGCUGUAAUGUCGACGAAAAAAAAUUCCAUUCAUGGAGAUGAGACAACGUUCAAGGAAUCGCUUGGCAAUGGCGGUACCUAUGGAGCAUUUCAAUCGAAAGAUCCGAUCUUAUCGAUGGAAAAGGGAGGAGAAAUGAAAGGUGGAGUUGACGAGCAUGGAAUGUCCGUAGAUCAUCCAACUUCGUAUAUUGAGACCAUGAUGCACCUGUUCAAGGGUAACGUCGGUUCCGGUAUUUUCGCAUUAGGCGACGCCUUUAAGCAUGCCGGAUUGUUACUGGCACCACCCUUAACCAUCUUCCUCGGCAUUAUUUGCGUCCACGCCCAACACAUUCUCAUACAAUGUAACGAAGAGGUAAAACGUCGUGUAGGUGAUCCGAGUAUUCAGUCUGGUUUUGCCGGUACCGUUGAAUUAUGUUUCGCUACGGGACCAUUAGCACUUCGUAAAUAUUCAGUUUUCAUGAGAAAAAUGGUUAAUUUAUUUUUAUGCGUAACGCAACUCGGAUUCUGCUGCGUGUAUUUCGUUUUUAUUUCGACAAAUAUGCAACAGGUGUUAAAUGCCCACAACUUCAAAUUGAGCGUUCAUCAACACAUGGCGAUCGUCUUGAUACCCAUCAUACUCAGCACGUGGAUAAGAAAUUUGAAAUAUUUGGUACCUGUAACGUCAGUCGCGAAUUUCUUGGUAAUGGGUGGCUACAUAGCGACGGUCUAUAUUAUGAGUCACGACAUACCGGCGAUUUCUGAGAGGCGGUACGUCGCCGAUUGGCACGAGUUACCUCUCUUCUUCGGCACCGUUAUAUAUUCUUUCGAGGGUAUCACUUUGGUGCUGCCAUUGAAGAACGAGAUGAAGAAGCCAAGCAACUUCAACAAACUAUUCGGAGUAUUGAACGUAGGUAUGGUUAUCGUGGGUGCCAUGUUCGUAGUGAUGGGUUUCUUAUCCUAUUUAAAGUACGGUGACGAUGUACGAGGCUCGGUCACUCUGAAUCUUGAGUUAACAGAGGUAGUGGACGGGAAAAAGAUCUACUCGCAGGCAAGCUUACCUCAAUGCAUCAAGCUGGCUAUUUCGUUGAGCAUAUUGUUGACCUAUGCUCUGCAAUUCUACGUACCUAUCGCCAUUAUAUGGCCCGGAAUCGUCGAGCAAUUCGGUCCCUUUAAAUGGCCAGUAUUCUCGGAGAUAGUCUUCCGGUCUGCUUUGUGUUUUCUUACGUUUGUUUUGGCGGAAGCUAUACCAGAGCUGGGUCUCUUCAUUUCUUUGGUCGGUGCAGUAAGUAGCACGGCGCUGGCCCUUCUCUUUCCACCCAUCAUCGAGUUGGUAGUAUGUUGGCAAAAUGCCAACUUAAGUCCCUUUAUGGUUAUUAAGGACGUGACGAUCGUGUUGAUUGGUUUACUGGGCUUCGCUACGGGAACCUACGAGAGCAUUACGUCGAUCAUCAAAGCAUUCGAUAAAUAGACAUUCAACAUUGUACAAAGUCCUAUUGUUGUUUACAUUUUUACUAGAUUAUUUUAAAAAUGGACGCGCGCGUGUGGUUAACGGACCAUGACAUCCACGCAGGACACGAGUAGAUGUAAUGGACAGCGACGCUUGUCACGAUACAGAAUCAUUAUCAUCAUUAUUAUUAUAUUUGUAUAUAUAUAUAUAUAUAUAUAUAUGUAUACAUAUAUAUAUAUAUAUAUAUAUAUAUGUAUAUAUAUAUAUAUAUAUAUAUAUAUAUAUAUAUAUAUAUAUAUAUAAAUAUGUAUUAUAGUUAUAGUAGUAACUAAUUUACGUUGGAAGGAUGGCCAAUGACAAUCGUACAGAAUUUUUAUGCAUCGAAUGGAAAUUUUCUCUUUAAUUUCGAAUCAAUUUUGACAAUACAUUAAACUUUCUUGAUUAAUCAGAUUAAUUAAUCGAAUAACCGAUAUAAUUAAUAAACGAAUAUAAAUGGAUUAUUCUUGGAUGUUCCUUAAAGGAAUAACGAAAGGCCGGUCCCUCCAAUGUUAUGCGCAACUAUCAUAGGUCUAUCAAAGUUUAGUCCCUUUAUGUUGCUUGUGAUAUUGAAAACGAUGCGAAAGCGGCGUUUCAAUCGUAGAUCGAUUAAACAUACAUACGUACAUAAAUAAUAUUUAAGGAAGAGAAAAAAAAACAAAAAGAAGAAAACGACUGUCUUUGCAAUUAUCGUGAUACAUAUAUAUAUAUAUAGUUAGUUUAUAUUGCCCGUCCUAAGGAUUCUACCCUCUCGCGAUUAAUUCUAUGUACAUAUAUAUAUAUAUAUAUAUACAUAUCGAUAUCGUAUCUGGUUCAAGAAAAUCGGAACUGCAUUAAUAGUAUUGCGUACGAUAGCCGAAGAAAUUUUUCUUUGUUAGAUUAUAAAAAAGGAAUGCCCCUUUGCGAAUGUUUAGAGUACAACUUUAUAUUAAUUCUAAUUAUAUUCCAUUGCAUAUUAAUCAGUUUAUAAUCCUUUACGUUUUUUUUUUUUCAUUAUUAAUUUGACACGUGCUUGAAAAGUGACUAUUAAAAUUUUGUAUCAUUUAAAAUCUGACAAAAGUCAAAUGACAUUGCCAAUCUUUCACUAUGCAAUGGCUAAGAAUUAUAUCCUUUAUUCCACGUUUGAAUAACGACAAAGUGUACUGUUACUUUUUUUUUCUUCUUCUUUUUCUUUUUAAAUUAUUUGCGAAAUUAUUAAUUUCGUUUUUCGAAAGAUUUUUAUCAUGCACGAGAUAAGCCAAAAGAAUUUGAUCAAUGCCAAUCUUUAUGUGUAACUUAAAAAUCCAUUGACUCGA